AUGUUUCCAGAUUUGACUCAGAAGAUAAAGUCGGGCAUCUUUCGGUUCCUGUGGCAAAAUGACCAGUUCAAAGCCAAAUGGGCAAUUCUUGCAAGAGCAUACUCUAUCGUUCGUGAUGACCAUGUAGAAGAGGUCACUUUGGAAACUUUCCUGGCCCUUAAUGCUGGCUUCAUUGGCAUCAUCCCUCCCGAUCGCUACCUUGACGCCAUGGGCUGGCAAAUUACAGCUGAUCAACAACAGUACACAAUGGCUCGUGUCGGGAAUCCAAAAAUCAACGAAGCCGACGUGGCAACCAACUAUUCCGUUGAUGACAUUGUCAACAAUUGUUAUGAGAAUGACUAUGUCACUGCUAGAAAUCGCAGAAAUAGGAGGGGUCGUGGUCAUGCUCCUGUCAUGGCAUUUGCUGCUCAACCAAACUUGAAUUUCCCUCAGAAAGACAACAUUCAAAUCAAUGCCAAUGAUGCCGAUGUUGCCGAUGUCGACCAGCCGAACGUUGAUACGGGGUUGAUUUUGAUUCCUCAUGAGCGAGAUGAAGAGGUAGCCACAGAUGAUAGUGGUUUGACUGUGGCUUCUGAUGAGUUAUUUGAUUUUGCCAUGGAAAAUUUUGUCCAGCAUGGUGUCGAGGAUGUCGACACCGAAAGCAUUAACGUCAUUCACGAUGCUGAGCAAGAGCCGGUGGCUCAACCGAACUUCAAUACUGAUCUCGACGACUUCAAUCUUCCGGACAUUCAUGAAGAAAAUUUGUUUUUAUUCGACCCUUCCCUUCGAGCACAUCUGUUUCCCUUCGAUCCUGCUUCCGAGGCUCACCAAUUCGACAACUUGGCUAACAUCUAA
Messenger RNA from Aspergillus melleus, 834 nucleotides. RefSeq lists its product as uncharacterized. Lineage: Eukaryota; Fungi; Ascomycota; Eurotiomycetes; Eurotiales; Aspergillaceae. The record is from RefSeq and is a predicted model, not a curated record. Gene Ontology annotation, biological process: positive regulation of mating-type specific transcription, DNA-templated. The coding region runs from base 1 to 834 and encodes 277 amino acids. The transcript has a single exon. Gene Ontology annotation, cellular component: nucleus. Gene Ontology annotation, molecular function: DNA binding, bending.